AUGAUUUAUUCAGUAGAAUUAUAAGAAAAGUAACGCUAGUUAUUACUCUAAAAGUAGAAAGGCGCAGCUACUGGCGAGCUCUCAUUCAAUUAAUUGAAUGUGAAAGUUAUUGAUGCUAAAAAUGUCAACCCAUAAAAUCUGAAUGCUUACGAUUACUAGGGAAUUUCAUGGGCUUAGGUAGCUGGUAUUCAUAGAAAUCUUUAUAUAGAAGAUCGUAAAUAAAACUACUAACCCUAUCGCUAAUAUCAAAAUUAAUUAAUUAAGCACAAGCAACCUAAUAGAGUUGCCGAUGGAAAGUAUUUCUAAAUAUAAAAAUAUUACUAAGGUCUUAAACCUAAAAACACUCACUUUUAAUUGAAAGAUUGUGUUCAAGCAGUGUCUCAUCACGAUGUCUACUUUAUGGGAAAUGAACGUCUUAAUCAUUUGAGUACCUUAAGAGAAAAUAUUAGAUACUUCGAUCUCUUGAAUGACUCUAAUAUUUAGGACUGGGAGUCUUUAAGAUAAUUUAGAUAUGCAUGUUUUAGUGUAGAUGAUGAAUGUUUUGCUCUUGGAGGAUUCAAGGGUGGUUUAUACUUUCAUAAUAUCACCACUAAAAAAGGCUAAUACCUCAAAAAUAUUACUAAAAAUUACACAGACCCCGAGGGAGAUACAAUCAAUUUUUUGAAAAUCUACAAAGAAGGCAAUAAUAAGAAGUUAAUAUCAGCUUAGAACGAUAGAUAUGUCAAUAUUUACGAUUUAGAGUGUCUUUAUUAGCCAAAGCAAUCAGUUAAAUGUACUAACUCAGUGAAUGUAGCUAAAUUAAACCCAAUCGAAUCUGAUCUAUUGGCAAUCUUUGCAGAUCAACAAAACCCUGAACUCAUUGACUUGAGAUCUAACGAAGUAAUUGCUUCUCUUCAAGGUCAUUCAGAUUUUGGAUUAACUCUUGAUUGGAACCCUAAUGGAGUUACUCUUUGUACAGGUAAUUAAGAUGGAACUGCCCUUAUCUGGGACAUUAGAAAUUUAUCUCAACAAGUACACACCCUUUAAGGUAACAUGGGCAACAUUUCUUAAGUAAAGUUUGAUCCCACUGGCUCUUACUUAGUUUCCAUGGAAUGCAGUGACUAUCUUAACAUCUACGAUAUUUAUUCUAAUUAUUAAAAUUUCUAAGUCAUUAACUAUAUUGGAGCAUCAACUGGAUUUGAUAUUUAUCAAGAUAAAAUAUUUGUUGGUAUCCAUAUUAAUGACUAUAACGGAAUAAUGGAAAUUCAGAAGACUAAACCCAUCAGCGAACAUCAAUCAAGAUUUGAGCAAUUUUCUAUCUGA
Molecule: messenger RNA, 1302 nt
Organism: Tetrahymena thermophila SB210
Lineage: Eukaryota; Ciliophora; Oligohymenophorea; Hymenostomatida; Tetrahymenidae
Product: WD domain, G-beta repeat protein
Exons: 2
Molecular function (GO): protein binding
Source: RefSeq, a predicted model, not a curated record